Messenger RNA from Didymella exigua CBS 183.55, 1629 nucleotides. Its product is annotated as glycoside hydrolase family 47 protein. Gene Ontology annotation, cellular component: Golgi membrane; endoplasmic reticulum. The transcript is spliced from 2 exons. Gene Ontology annotation, biological process: carbohydrate metabolic process; N-glycan processing. The record is from RefSeq and is a predicted model, not a curated record. Bases 1 to 1629 code for a protein of 542 amino acids. Lineage: Eukaryota; Fungi; Ascomycota; Dothideomycetes; Pleosporales; Didymellaceae. Gene Ontology annotation, molecular function: mannosyl-oligosaccharide 1,2-alpha-mannosidase activity; calcium ion binding.
AUGGAUGCAUAUGCAGGAGGAUACAAGUCACAUCUCUGCCCCAAAAUACCACCAUCUCCGGCACUGACUCCAGACACACAAGGCCGAUUCAACUGGAGGACUGUCAAGAGCCAUCACCCAAUUGAGCAGUACUCUCAACUACCUUCAGGAAAACCGUCGCCCAGGCCUUCUGUGCAAUACAACUUCAAGUCAGUACCCAAAGAGAGCAACGAACGGAUUGACUCUCGUAGAGACGCCGUACGGGAAGUUUUUAAGCGAUGCUGGAAUAACUAUAGAGAGCGCGCGUGGACAAAGGAUGAACUUGGUCCUAUCUCCGGUGGAGCCAAAGAUACUUUUGGAAGUUGGGGCGCUACCCUAGUUGACAGCUUGGACACACUCUGGAUCAUGGAUCUAAAGCAAGAAUUUGCAGAGGCCAUCGAUGCUGCUACCAAGAUCGACUUCGGACCCAAAAUCGAUGGCGAGAUCAACGUCUUCGAAACAAUCAUUCGCUACCUUGGUGGCUUCUUGGGAGCUUACGACGUAUCUGGAUGUCAUGAUGCUCGACUUCUCAACAAGGCCAUCGAGGUCGCAGACUUGGCGUACGCCGCGUUCGACACUCCAAACAGAAUGCCAGUCUCAAGAUGGAAUCCCAAGAAAGCAGUAUUUGGAGAAGAACAGCUUCCAGCAGAGUCAAUGUUGAUUGCUGAGGCCGCCUCUGCCAGUGUGGAGUUCACUCGCCUCUCUCAACUCACUGGCGACAUGCGCUAUUUUGACGCUAUCUCGAGAGUAACGAACGUGCUUGACGAACAGCAAGCUUCGACCAAGCUGCCAGGCAUGUGGCCCAUCAGCGUCAAUAUGCGGAAGCCAGACUUGACUUUCGAUGGUUUUUUCGGCCUCGGUGCGAUGGCAGACUCUGCAUACGAGUAUUUGCCGAAGAUGUACCAGCUGCUCAACGGCCUGGGACCAGCAACGCAGUAUCAAAAGAUGUACGAAUAUGCCAUGUCGACUGCAAUAACACAUACGAUGUUCCGUCCCAUGACACACGACAAAGCUGACAUCCUGAUCGCCAGUGGUAACGUCAACGGUGAGAGGGAAAGCAAAGGUCAGCACCUUGUGUGCUUCGCUGGUGGCAUGUUCGCCCUCGGAGGACGUUUGUUCGAAAACACGACUCAUAUCAACGUUGGCCGCAAGCUCUCCAACGGCUGCGCAUGGACAUACAAGAAUGCGCCAAAUGGUAUCAUGCCGGAAGUCUUCUCGAUGACAGCAUGUUCUACAUUGUCAGUAUGCGAGUACACCGCGCCGGCUGGCUCAAGUCCAUUCAGCGAGGUCGGCGACGGACGCUACGUUCUCAGACCUGAAGCAAUCGAGUCGAUGUUGUACAUGUACCGAAUCACCGGCGAGUCGAAGUAUCAAGACAUCGCCUGGGGGAUGUUUGAAGCAGUGAGCAACCUUACCCGAACGGAGUUUGGCAAUGCAGCUAUAAGUAACGUCAUGAAAACGCCAGUGGAGACCUAUGACAGUAUGGAGAGCUUCUGGCUGGCCGAGACGCUAAAAUACUUUUAUCUGAUUUUCAGCGAUCCUAGCGAGAUUAGCUUGGACGAGUUUGUACUCAAUACCGAAGCGCAUCCAUUCAGGAUACCUCACCGGUAG